Molecule: messenger RNA, 4330 nt
Organism: Ectocarpus sp. CCAP 1310/34
Lineage: Eukaryota; Phaeophyceae; Ectocarpales; Ectocarpaceae
Source: the annotation of a GenBank genome assembly
UGCACGGCCAUAGCGCGAGGAACCAGGAGAAGCAUGGCUCCUAUCGAUGUCGUCUCCACCGAACAGCGCUGCUCCUUCAGCAAGCUCCAGGACGAGCGAUUGGCGAGCCGAUGCAUCAAGCCAAGGGUUGUCCUGGCGAAGAGCGUGCACGUGAUGGAGAGGGAGGCUCUCGGAGCCAGGGACCACCACGACCGGAUCAAGGCACUCUUUCCCAGCACCUACGGCCGGCCCCGGAUCGAGCUGGUCCCGGGAGGAGAAGCGGACGUCUUCGACAAGCCCCUCAACAUGGGCGUGGUCCUUAGCGGUGGACAGGCGCCCGGCGGCCAUAACGUUAUCGCCGGAGUCUUCGACUUCGCCAAGAAGUGUUCCCCUGAUUCCAAGGUUUACGGGUUCUUGAACGGACCUGCGGGUGUGAUGAAGGGCAUCUGCACGGAGAUCACGCCCGAGUUGAUGAACGCCUACAGGAACACGGGAGGGUUUGACAUGCUCGGGUCGGGACGCGACAAGAUCGAGACUAAGGAGCAGAUGGAGGCCUCCAAGAAGGUGGCUGAGGAGCUGAACCUCGAUGGACUCAUUGUGAUCGGCGGAGACGACUCUAACACGAACGCUGCCAUCCUCGCCGAGUACUUCGAGUCCAGCGGCUGCAAGACGAAGGUGAACGGCUGCCCCAAGACCAUCGACGGUGACCUCAAGAACGAGUACGUGCCCAUCAGCUUCGGUUUCGACACUGCGGCCAAGACGUUCAGCGAGGAGAUCGGCAACGUGCAGCUCGAUGCGCUGGCGUCCCAGAAGUACUACCACUUCAUCCGCCUCAUGGGAAGGGCGGCGUCCAACAUCGCGCUCGAGUGCGCCCUGCAGACGCGGCCCAACGUGUGCCUCAUUAGCGAGGAGGUCGAGGCCAAGGGCCUGUCGCUCAAGCAGAUCGUCGACGAUCUGGUGGAGAUGAUUCUCAAGCGCGCGGGAGCCGGCAAGAACUACGGCGUCGUCAUGCUGCCGGAGGGUCUGAUCGAGUUCAUCCCCGAGUUUAACGCCUUGAUCAGCGACAUCAAUGACGUGCUGGCCAGCGGCAUCCCCACCACCAUCGAGGGCGUGGUACCCGCACUCCAGCCGGCCAACCGAAACGUGUUCAACUACCUGCCGCAGUCCCUCAAGAUGCAGCUCCUACUGGAUCGCGACCCGCACGGCAACGUCCAAGUGGCCAAGAUCGAGACGGAGGUGCUCUUGGCGCAGGCCGUGGAGGCGGAAUUGGAGAAGCUCGCUGCUGAGGGCAAGUACGGCGGCAGGUUCGCUCCGCAGUUUCACUCGUUUGGCUACGAGGGCCGCUGCGCUCUCCCCAGCCACUUCGACUGCAGCUACUGCUACGCGCUGGGAUACACUGCUGGCGCGCUGACGUCCAAGGGGAUGAACGCCCUCAUGGCCUGCGCCAACAACCUGGACAUGCCCAUCGAGGACUGGACCGUGGGCGGAGUGCCCAUCACGAUGAUGUGCCACAUGGAGAGGCGAAAGGGCAAGGACAAGCCGGUGAUCAUGAAGGCUCUGGUCGAGCUUGACGGGCCUCGGUCCCAGCCUUUCCAGGCCUUCGCGGCGGAGCGUGAGAAGUGGAUGGUGCACGACAUGUACCGUGCGCCCGGAGCCAUCCAGUUCUACAGCGAGGGCGCCCGUAACGCGAACAUGACCCUGAUGUACGAGCUGCUAGGGGAAAAGGCGAAGGCGCUGACCCAGUGCGACCUCUCCGAGACCGCCGCCCCGGAGCCGGUGGCCAUGGGUGCGAGCAAGUUCUUGUUCCGCCCGGCCACAAAGGCGACCCGCAGCCUUGUCGAGCGCGCCCGUCUCGACUACGAGCCUAAGGUGCCCGACUGCUUGAAGUCGAGGUCGCUCGAGGGAGUCGAGCUUGAGGCAGACGAGCGGUCGCAAAGCAGCAGGCAAGCGGACCGCGGCCCUCUGGAGCGCAUGUUCCCGAGCACCUACGGCGCCAGGCUGUUGCAGGUCACCACCAAGACCUCCCCCCCGGCGGCCAACUCGGUGAACGGCGACCCCCGCGGCAGCGGCAGCAUCAUGAGCAACUGCAGCGGCAGCAGUAACGGGAGCGUGAACGGCGGCGACCCCAACGGACCGGUACGCGUGGCGGUGCUUUUCGCGGGGCGCCAGGCGUCCGGGGGCCACAACAUCAUCUGGGGGCUGCACGAGUACCUCAAGGGCACGGGUAGCACGGUGCUUGGCGUGGUCGGAGGCACGGUCGGUCUCUUCGAGCAGUCCACCGUCGAGGUGACGGACGAGCUCCUCGACGCCUACCGUAACCAGGGCGGGUUCGACCUCCUCGGGCGCAGCCGGGACUCCAUCCGCACCGAGUCGGAGCUCGCCAAGGCCAAGGAGGCUUGCGCGGCGCUGGACCUUGAUGGGCUGGUUGUGAUCGGGGGCAACACCACUGCUACCGACGCAGCGUACCUGUCGGAGUACUUCCACACCGCCGGCAUUAAGACCAGCGUCGCGUGCGUGCCUUGCACCAUCAGCGGCGGCAUGAAGAACAACUUUGUGGAGAGCGCCGUCGGGUUCGACACCGCUGUCAAGGUGUAUUCCCAGCUGGUGGGCAACACCGCCAUCGACGGAGCGAGCGCGAGGAAGUACUGGUACUUCAUGCGCCUCAUGGGACAGGACCCCAGCCACAUUGCGCUUGAGGUGGCGAUGCAGACGCACCCCAACAUGGUGCUGCUUGCGGAAGACGUGAGGGCCAAGCGCUGGUCGCUGCAGGACAUCGUGCGGGAGAUCUCGGACGUUGUGCAGGCCCGCUCGGAGAAGGGCAAGAACUUCGGCACCAUCGUGAUCCCCGAAGGUCUCGUUACCGCGAUCCCCGAGAUGGAGGUGCUGAUCGAGGAGAUCGACGCCCUGUACGUGGAGCACGCCGGGCCCGAGUCGUCGUCCAACACCCUGUCCAGGGAGGAGGUGCAGGAGCGGCUCACGGUCUGGAGCAAGGCCUUGCUGGCGUCGCUGCCGGCGUUUAUCCAGGAAGAGUUGUGCCUGGAGAGACAGAGCAACCACCGCGUCCAGCUGUCCCAGAUCGAGACCGAGAAGAUGCUGGUCUGCUUCGUUGAGGAGGAGCUGCGAAGGAGGAAGGAGGCCGGGAGCUACAAGGGGAACUUCUCUGCGGUGUGCAGCCACCUCGGCUACCAGGCCCGGAGCGCCCUCCCGAGCAACUUUGACUGCGACUACGCGUUCACCCUCGGAGGAGCGGUGGCUAUCCUCAUGCACCGCAGGAUGAGCGGAUACCUCGCAACCGUGACCGGCCUCAAGGAGCCGGUGGAGGGCUGGAAGGUGGGAGGUGUCCCCCUUACCUCGCUCCUGGUGGCCGAUGACCAGGAGAAACUCCCCACCGGACAGUGCCGUCCGCGGGUUCCCCCGACGCCCAUCAACCUCCGAGGGGACGCCUACCUCAGCCUGCAGAAGGUCCUUGCGAAUGCUCAGAGUAAGGACCUCUACCGCAACCCGGGACCGGUGCAGUUUGCGGGAGACACCGCCGACAACCGCCUCAUGUCUCUCGAGCUCGAGACAGACGACUACCUCGGGCAGCUGGCGGAGCUCCGCGGGGCCCUCAGGGGAAUUCAGGAGUCGUGCCGCCCGGGCUGCAGCAGCAACAUCCUCAAGCUCUCCACCAAGACUCUCCAGAACCUGACGGAGAUCAUGGAGCUCCAGGCCCACUUCGCGUGAUGGACCAAUUUCGUUUGUUUGCUUAGAAAAUGGGACUUUGGUUCAUGAAGUGACUCAUUCAACUAUUCUUGGGAACACAAAAAUAGUUUUGCUGUUUUUUUUGGGACGCGGUGGUGUAGGCGUAAUUUUUCACCCGUGCGCUCUCCUUACCCGUACGUUAGCGGCCGCGAGGAGGAGGUAUUUGGAGGCGUGAACUCGACCUGCUUCCGUCCUUCGCCCCCACCUUCAACUUGCUUGCGCGAUGGCCGUGACGUGCAGGACUUUCGUUGACCCGCCACUCCUUGACUGUGGGACGUUGUGUUGACUAGAGAGCGGCGCUUGGGGACCCGUUUUUUUCAUAGUAGUGAUGGUAGUGUUAAGUUCCACACCCUUGAAGUGAGUACGUGGUUGUUUGAUUCCUUUUUUGACUCCUGUGGUCUGGUGCACCUCGUGCCCAGGCUUGCUUGUGUUCAUGCGUUCAUGGGUCAUGAUUCUUUGUAUCCUUGAUUUGGGUGUCUUGGUGGAAAUGAGCGGCCUCGUGCUGCCUGCCAGACACGCGCGAAAUCAGCGAAGCAUGUGGUGCGACGUGGUUCGCUUUGUGUGAUUGAACUUGUUAAACCCUUUCGAAUCCCCCCCCCCCCCCCCCCCC